Messenger RNA from Rhopilema esculentum, 15978 nucleotides. RefSeq lists its product as uncharacterized. The record is from RefSeq and is a predicted model, not a curated record. NCBI's taxonomy places the organism in Eukaryota, Metazoa, Cnidaria, Scyphozoa, Rhizostomeae, Rhizostomatidae. Gene Ontology annotation, cellular component: membrane. Gene Ontology annotation, molecular function: protein binding.
AUGAAGAUUUUAGCAAAUGAAGAUGUUAGCAAAUGAAGAUUCUAGCAAAUGAAGAUAUGAACGAAGCGGGCAGAAAAUUUGUGCACAUUUUAGAAUAUUCUUUGCAGUCUUUUUUUGCAAUCGUUUAAGGGCCUGUUCACACGGAGGCGAGUGUCCCGGCUAACCGAGUUUCCCGGCCUUUCUAAAAAUGGUAUUCAUUACUUUAUGAGGCCCACUAGUCCUCGAGGCACCGGGACAAUUUUGCCCCUCUUUCCCCGCUCGACGGCCCUGUUUACAUUGAUCAGAUGCCGAAUAAGAUUAAACUUGCUUUGAGUUUGAAGAGUAACUUUUUGAGGUAUUAAAUGUUAUUCGAACAUAGUUCGUUUAUAAGAAGAAUCUUUGCUAUACGCAAAACUGCUGAGAGCCAACUAAAUGCAGCUUGCGGUGAUGCGAAAUGGUAUAUUAAGCUAUCUCGUACCAACUGCGCCAUUGCUUGACAUUGAUUGUAUAUUAAUAUGCUUUUAUAUAGAGCACCAAUGCAGCGAGGAUAGUUAGAGUCAUAUCAUUAAGCCUUCUUCAUCCUAGCCUGCGUGCAGACUUCAAUUUUGACAACAGAGUGUGCACGCAGGCUAUCUUCAUCCAGGCUUCAUGCUGUAUCGAAGAGACACACAAAUCCUAUCUGCUGGUAAAGUUACACUUUUUCAAAAGAGCUUUUCAGGAUAGAUAGGGCUACCCGGAUUGUUUGAUUCAUUUGAAACAUUUGGAAACAGUAUUCUCGGUAAAAGUGUCUUAUUCCCUCUACAAUAAAGUAAAACUCCCGUUGUUUUUCGCUUUCACUAAAAAUUCCUCUAACCCAGAAUCACUUUUUCUGCCUUUUUAUUUUUUUUUAUUUCUUCAACACAGGCGAAAUCGAAGCAACGCCUCGAAUCGUUUUGACUGUAAAACUCUGUUAUUUACUGCAGCCGUUUUUUAUCUUCUUCAGGCACUUUUAGCGCCUGCAAAAUGUCGUAGCUGGGAAAAAUACACUGAAUGGAAAUCAGACUUAAUGCACUGAAUAGAAAUCAGGUGUAUUGCGUUUUGUUAUCUUUCGCUCCUCCACACGCCCUUAGAUACAAAUGGGCGUGGGUCAAAAUUGGAUCUGGCUUCAUGAAUAUCGGUUUGCUUUCAAGCACUUUCUUAUUGCUAAGGAAGCUGAAUCGAAGUGGAAAAAGAUACAAACUCUAGGCCACUAAGAAUUUUUAUGCAUUCGAACAUCUUUUUGUACUGAAUAGCUCUGGCAGGUUUCUGCACUCAGUAAUAUAAUACUUAUUUGAUGUCGUUCAUACAAUCAAAAAGACAUUCAUGGUAAUAUGAAUAUUUGAUGCCGUUUGACAAAUAUUUUCUAAGUCUAUUUCCUUCACAUCUUGGCAGCAUUGUUCGUAAAGUUCGAAAGCCGUUGUCUUCACAUCAAAAUCAACUGAUGUAAAUACGCAAUAACCCUUGCCAAAUCAUCCAAAGAAGGAUGUACACCAUGCAUUUCCAGUUGCUUCUGCUCUGCUUAACUGGACUGAUGUGGUCUUUCAAGGUCUCCGCAGCAAUGAACGAUGAUUGUCUAUCCUAUAUCGAGGACGGAAGUUGCUGCGCCGAAAGGUUCCUUUUUGGAGGCCAUAAUGCAACAGCGUGCUCCAUUUAUAACAAGGUUAGAUACUGUAAAAAACCAGGAUCAGAUGUUAAGAAUGUCUGCAUGGGCCAGAAAAUGCCAGGUAUACGCAACGGCUAUCCCCUCGGUAUGAUGUCUGGUGCUGUGCUCCAGAAUCAAAUAUUUGUUUCCAAUUCCAGCGGUUUCCCAAGGUUGUACGCAAACGAAUGGACUACGUUGAAAGAGUAUGCAGAAACUCACGCAGCUGUGAUUAACUGCUUGAAAGGGUUAACUCAGAUACCGAUUUUUUUACUACGAGCUGCUCCGGUCUUUUUCCAGGUUGACUUUUUCCGCGCAAAGAAGAUGACGUUCUUGAUAUUAACUAGCAAAUUGUUGAAUGCCGACGACAAAAGGCGAAUAGCACUGAGCUAUCGUGAUAUUACAGGCCAAAUCCAAGGAUACAGUGAUGAUGGCUUAUAUGCCAAGAUCCUCGAAUGUUCCACUGGUACAAAUGGAAAUUCAAAGAACGGCCACGAGUGUCGCUGGAAGCUGAAACCUUUUCGAGCGCAGUCAUUAAGGAUUGUUUUCACUUAUCAGUUGACUGAUGAGAGUUACGAAUUCGCAAGCGAGCUAGGUGGUUUUGACUAUAUGGAAGCUGAUCAUCAGUGGCAAUUGGAUACAGUGACAAGCCAAGGCGGUUCUGUUAGCUUUGAAGAUGAACGUGGAAACUUGCCAUUGCAAACAGACAUAGUAGCCCCAGGAGAAUCAUACUACGGUGGAGAUGGUGCUGUUUUUCAAGACACAAAAUUCGCCAACACGCAACAAAUGGCAAAUUUCGAUUGUCUGUUUGAUCCUGCUCUCUGCAAAUAUGGAUUGUCCAUUGCUUUCCAUUUAAAAGCGAGCACUGCAAACUCAGGGAAUUUGUUGAUCACUUCUGGCCAAGACGAUUCAGUUAGCUGUGAUGGGGGCAAUAGCGUUGGUUUCAAAAUCUGUUUGAGUAUGAAUAGAGAUCUUAAAGUGGAUUUUAUAUUGCAAGAUCGAAUGUAUACUGUUUCGUCCACUUCACAAUCGAUAGCAGUAUGGGGAAUGUAUGUUGUGACUUGGUCCCUGGAAACUGGCAUAGCUGCAUACUUCAAUGGACAGCUGAGAGCUCAGUCGAAUGUUGCAGUUGCUGGCUCUUUCAUUCCCGCGACACGCAUGAUAUCUGUCCGUUCUAAUGGCCUGAAAUCUCAUGUUUACAACCUUCGAAUUUGGAAAUUCACGCUUUCAAAGGAUGAAGUCAAGGAUAUUCAUAAUCCAGGUUCAGGUUGGUUGGCGGUGAGAAAGAGCAACUUUCAGAAGUACCGGCCGGAAUCAUGCUUCCAAGCUAUGCAAGCUAAUGCUAAUCGUACAGGCACUUAUGAAAUAUUUUAUGGAAAUUCCUCGUUCCAACUUGGUUGUGUCCGGCAUGGAAAUGGGGCACGUUUUUAUCUGUACCAUCGUCAGCUUCCUAAAACGGCGAAUGGACCAAUAACUACCCCGAUUGAACUGAAAUUUGACUACAGUGUGUCCACGGAACAGAUGGGUCGCAUUAUUGGCUCAGCCCAAAGUUGCACCCAAAAAGUUACCUAUAAAUGCUCAUAUGCUUCUAUAACUGAUAAUUUGGAACUGAAAGGACGCAAUGGGGUAACAAUAAACCAUUGUGUUAGUCCAGCAUCAUGUAACUGUCAGGUGGCCACGGCGACCGAAAGUACUGAUGCACUGGUGUAUAAUGACAUGAGCAAGUUGCCAAUAACAAGCAUGACCAUAAAAGGUCUGUCUAUCAAUGCACGCCUUGAUAUCGUUGUCGGUUCACUCGAAUGCAUUUCAGCAAGUGAAGCUGGCAAACCGCUUAGCAUGUCUUUGGAAACACGAGACUCGAGCUUCAUUGUCAAUACAAGUGUGCAGUGUGUCUUUCCUUUCACGUACAAUACUUUGACGUAUUCGGCCUGUAUAAGCAUUGACGCAGAUGCUCCUUGGUGCUCAUUAGAUGCAAUAUAUAAUGGAAAAUGGCGCUAUUGUGAUACUCAAUUGCCAAAAGCUGAUAUAGACUUUUCAGUUAAUUUGUUAACCAACUAUGGUGACUGGAAGAUUGGCAAUGACUGUACUUUGGACUACAACAGUGGCCCUUGUAAAGACGUUACAGGCUCUUCAAGAAUGUCUAGUGAAAACCCGUUGCUUAGAAAACUCUUUUCACCCUCCAAAUAUUCAACCUUCAAAGAUGGUAGCUGUAGAGAUAACGAUUUUGAAAAUGGUGUUUCUUUGCUGUCGUCUGUAACUUAUGAUCUGGAAGGUACAUCGACGCCCAUGAUUUUAGAGAGUGCCCACAUGGUUUUGAGAAAAACCGGUGCUAUGGAUAUGGAAUGCGCAGUGAAUUUAUACGUUGUGGUUCCUCGUGACACAGAGUUUGACGAAUUCAUAACUGAGUGUAGGUACAAAUCUUUCCGUGCUGGGCUUUAUUUCGGCCCAAUUACUUGGAAGUUUGGGCCAAUGGAAAAAUUUUAUGACAGAUCGCCAGAUAUCAAAGACUUGGUAUUGCCAAUUCUUCGAUUUAAACACUCCAACAUGAAGAAAAUGCUGUUCCUUGUUUUUGAAUGGCAAACUUACGUGUGUAAAUUUUCCACUUCGUUAGAAGCUUCCUAUCUCUCCGUUACAUACAAAGAAAAGUUGCCAGAAAAUUAUCUCUACGCUGAUGUUGCUGACGAGAAAUUUCCUGGGAUGCCCCUUGUGUACAAGACAAGAUAUUUUGACCCCACAUCUAAAUGUCUACAGUUUUGGUACUCUAUGAAUAAUACUGGCAGCAGAUCUCUAUUGGUCAACAUACAUCGUAAGACAAGCGCCCAUCUCUUAUUGAAAAUAUCUGACAGCCAAGGUCAAUACUGGAAGAAGGCUACUGUUCCCUUAGAGGCAUUUUUGAAUGAUGGAGAAGACCUGUUUCAAAUAUCAUUCGUUGCCUCUGGUGGUUCCAGCAAUGCCAAAAGUAUUGCGAUUGAUGAUAUCAGCUUUUCGAAGGAAAGAUGUUCUCUUGUGCCUGCAAAUCAAUACGACCUUGCAAGAGGGAAAAGUGUGGCAACUUCGGGGAUACAAAGUUUUGUGAUGAAUGGCAAUUGCGAGACAGUGACUGGUGAAUGGCUUAUGAUAGAUUUAGGAAGUCGUCAUAAGAUCACUACUAUACGUAUUGUCAAUAACGGAGGAGGAAAUUUGGUAGAUUUGGGUGUUAAAGUCGGCAAUACCUCUCGUGAUAUUCAACAGACAAUUUUGUGCCAGAGUUAUAGUGGUUCAAUGCGAUCAGCGAAAGUGGCUCAUAUCCCUUGCAACAGUGUCAUUGGUCAAUAUGUCUUCAUCGCUCCUGCUGCUCUUUCUGGAGGUUUCACAAUUUGUGGAGUUGAGGUGUAUUCAAUGCCAGAUUUCCUGCCACGUCUUCUGACCCUUAUUCCCUUGGAUCAUUCCUACUACAUGUAUGGAUCUGGGGAAUCCUCUUUGUUCCAGCAACCAGCGCUUGUGAAGCCGACCCUCGAUAAGUAUGGUUAUCCUCUUAUGGCUGGUUAUUUUAAUGGAAGUAGCCAUAUCACCGUGAAUUUCGGAAACACAGUCGAGAUUUCGGCUGAUUUCACGCUCUGCUUUCACGUCAAACCAUUAAAGGUAGACACGUUUCGUUUGUUUACACUGAAAGGAGCAAAUGAUGAGCUGACCGUGGCAAUGGAGAAGAACAAAACAGUUUCAUUAAGAUUUCUUACAACUGAAGAUACCUACAUGGAACUUUACACACCAGAAAUUCUUUCCAAUGCGACCCUCUGGCAGUACAUCUGUUUCGUUCAUGAGGAUCACCUUGGGACAAUAAAUAUAUUCAUAAAUGGCAAAUUAGUUGCUGAGAAGGAUACUGGUUUCGCUGUACCAAAAGUUGCUGCAACCAUGGGUGUGCUUGGAGAGAUACUUUCCGGGGGCGUCUUGGCAGAAGCAUCGCUUUCUUGCUUGCAACUAUAUGGUCAAGCCUUUGAUAGAUCUGUCCUCAAAACUCUCGAUCUUUGCCCAAUUCACCAUGUUAAAGACGCUUGCUCCAGCGAUUGCUCAAGUCCCUCAAUCUGCAACCAACUUACCAAAAAAUGUGAAUGUCCAAGUUUUGCCAGCAGAUUUGUCACAGAGAAGUGCACCAGUGCCAUUGAGAGUACAGUUUACAAUGGGAAGAUUGUAUACCAUUCCUUCGAUGAUGUAGAGUACCCCUUCAAAUUCUUGCCAAAUUUUGCACAUGCCACGAAUAAAGUCAUACCAGGCUACAAACUGUUUAGCAAGAUGUCUCGCUUCUAUAUCCCUGGACCUGUAAAUGCGGCAGGUUGCUUUGCAAAGGCAGCUGAAACGAACAUCGAAAUAUCAGGGCCGUCCUGCUUCAGCAGUGAAGGUUGUGCUAGUGGAUCAACCGUUGCAUUUUGGUUUAUGGUACCCCCUGUGCUUGACUGGAACGCGCUUGGUAACGUAACGCUUUUCACUUACGGUAGACUUAAGGUUAUCUACGGCGUUGUUAAUGACAUGCGCAAUGGAACUACCAAGCCAAUCCCAUCGCUGAUGUUCGCCUAUACACAAAAUGGCGAAACCUGGCUUUGGGUAUCGAUGAUAUACGGCAGCUCGAUAACCGAAGCUUGGUCUCAUCUUGCCAUCACCGUGGACUCCUCGCACGACGUUCAGGUUUAUUACAACGGUAAACCAAGUUUUGUGAAAAAAUCAGCCAAAGUGGAACCAGCUGAGACACAAAUUACAAAUUUAGUUAGCAGUCACCUUAGAUUAACAUGCAUGGACGAAUUGGUUGUAUGGAAUAGAAUCCUUGGUAAAAUGGAGAUCGAGAACAUCUAUAAUGCGACUAUUUUCGGAGGUCAGCAAGCCAUCCGACAGCACAUUGACAUCAAGAAACUAACGCAUCAGGAAUCAAAGGGUCUCUGGGCUUUAGACAAAUCCGGUGUUCUUUACAAGUAUGUGAAUGAGAGUUGGUUUGCUGUAUCAGAUAAGGGCAUGCGUGCUGUUCAUGCUGGUCCUUUGGGUGUUUUUGCAGUAGACCAGGAGAACAACGUUCUGAGAAACAACUACUCAUUAGACACACAAAAUGUCUCAUCGUGGCAUAAGUACACUUUAGAAGCCGGAUUUUGGGGUGGAAUCAUCGAUAUCACAUCACUUGGAGAUGGCUUACUCUUUGCAAAGAGCCUUUACCGGUGGCAUUGUUAUGACUUUCGAUCGGCAGCAAUAGCUACGAAAUGGGAACCUCUCUAUAAAGAUGGUUCGACCAUACUCUUAACUUCUGGACAGUUGGUGUGUCGCGAGUCUAUGCCCUAUGAACGAGGACUGUGCUGGAAACCAAACAGUGCAUUGCCUACAACAAACCUGGUAGCUGCACACAAAAAUGGAGAUUGCAGAAUAUAUACAAGAACUGACUUGGGAAAUGUAAAUCUACUAGUGCCCAUUAAGAGGAUUUCAUUUGGAAAUUUCCAGUCUUCUCCAUACGUGCUAAUGAGUGAUAGUUCAGCUUUUGCUGAGCUGUUGUUGAAACCAGAUGAUAACUUUGAAACAAAGCAUCGCACGGAGCAUGGAAAAUUUGAAGACAUUGCAUCAAUUUACGGGCUUCCUUUUGGAAUUCGUCAGAACGGGGAUAUUUUUGCCUUGAAGAAAGUUGAGCCGUUUCUUUUGGUCAACCAAGGUGGGAAAUGUUUACAAAAAAAGGCAAAUUUGGAAACUUUAACUUUUGGCCAAGUUUGCAAUGAGCUGUUUUAUUUCGAUGAAAAAAACUGCCUUAUUCAUUUAAAAUCAGAACGUAGGCUUUCUUUUGAUGAGAUUCAAGUCAAGAUCAAGGAAAAUACUUGCAGCGAAAAUGACGUCGUUGUUUUCCAUAGUGAUGGAACACUCCGCCGGAAGAAUUUUCCAGACCAAUGCAUUGCUGUUAAUGACAAUAAUGUAUUGCUAAAGGAAAAACAAUGUGACAGUACUGCUAAAUUUGUUUUACAGACAGUGAGUCCGUUUAAAAAACUAUCUAGUUUCAAUCUGGUGAAUUCCACGUACACCGUAGAGAACGCCGAAGUCCGCGUAGAAGUGAAAGCAAAAUUCUUGGUGCCUACCAAUCGAGAGUUAUUAGACUUCCGAAAUCCAUUUUCACCUUGGACUAGAUUCGCUUGCCAUAAAAUUACAAAAGAGCUCAGUCAACAGUUUGCCGCGAACGUCAACUAUUUAGGCGCUCAAUGUGGCAUUUUCGGCACUUCGAUCUGCGAUGAUAGUCAGUGUCCUUGGGAGUCAACGCUUUCUCUUAAAUUUCGAUACCUUGGGGCAGAGGAAAAAGCUAUUAUGAGUUCUAGGAAGUUCUCUGGCCUUUGGACAGAUUGCCAAGGAUGGCUGUGUCAGUACAAUUUUCCCCAUCAGGCUUUAGGGGUUGACUUAAGCCCAGUCAAUUUAUGGGUGGCAAAUAUCUCUUCGUUUUCUGCAAAUUUGAAUGCUGUUGGUGACUUCAAAAGCACUGGAUUCGCUGCGCAGGGGCAUAACGUGACGAUAGAAGGGAGAUCCAAGUUUGUCAAAAACUGGAUUACUACUGUUAGAAUAGCCGUGUUUAAGACCGGGGGUGUCAUACCCCUCAAAGAACUUUUGCCCUACUUCACCUACAAGAUAAUCGUACAACCAAUUUUUGUGCGAGGAAUUGGCCGGCCGGUUGAAACAACCUUUGACACCUUGGAAAGCAACCCUACUGAAGCGCCUGGUAUCAAUGUAUACGACAAAGAUCGCACAAGUAUUAAAUUCAAUAUUAUUGCUAUUUCAAUGACGUCGUGGAGUGGUUUUCCUAUCGGGUAUCGAGUCUAUUACCAGUCUUUGUUGAAUCUCAGCCUUCCAAUUCUGCUCAAUGACACAGAUGCAAUUGCGGCCACCCAUCUCCAUAUCAACAUAACAGACUAUCCCAAUGUUCACGGAGAACUCAACAGUCUUGAAGAUUUUACAAAUUAUUCUAUUAUUGCUUGUGCCUAUAACAGUUUUGGAGUUGGACCGAUGACUCAAGUAUUCAACAGAACAAUGCAAGGAGAACCUGAAGUACCACCGCCAGGUUUUAACUUGGCAUCUCUAAACAGCACCCACAUCCAAGCAAGUUGGUCACCAAUGACGUCGGAUAUCGAGCUUCUCAAUGGAUGGGUGUUGUCGGGCUACACUGUCGUAUUGAACGAGCAAAAUCUCCCGAGUCUGUAUCCCGAUGACCACUUCCCAAUAACAACUAUUCUUUCGCCGGGCAACCUGACACUUACGUUUGGGCCUCUCGAAGAAGGCCGGGAUUUUAGCGUGUCUGUUGCUGGCAAUGUUGAAGGUCGGGUUGGAAUUCACACAAUGUUGUGUGUUCGGACAAGAGAAGCAGUUCCGACAAGUCGACCAGUGGUUUCCGAUUUGAUCAAUGUUACAUCGGAUGUUAUCCUGUACAAAGUCGGCUGUUCUGCUAUAAAAGGUGAAAACGGUGUUAUCCUCUACUACAAUGUAACGGCCACUGACAUAGUCACAAACAUCACAAGUCAUUACACAGCACAUAUCGAAGAGAAACAGUGCCUACCCAGCAACGGCACUUGCUUGGAUAGGGCAUCUGAUUGCAAUUUCCGCGAAAGAAAUGAACAUAUUUUCAACAGAUCUUAUUACGAAAACAACCAUUCUUGCCAAGCCGCAAAAACAAAUUUGCGAAAUACAGCAUUUAUCGUUAUGCAUCCUUUAGAUAACCUGAAGUUCUGGACAAACUAUAGUGUGCGUUCGGCCCUCUGCAAUAGUGUCGGAUGCGGUCCUUAUAGCAAUCCGAUCUUCAUACGAACAGAUGAGCACGCCCCGACAUGCGCUCCGAAUAUUACCGCUAUUCAAAAUACGUCAUCAACUUCAAUGUUCAUCUCAUGGCUCGAGAAUCCGGUGCACUGCACUCAUGGUGUUCUAACACACUACAACGUUUUCUUUGCUCUCGAAUCAGAGUUAUCAGGAAUGGAAUGUUUUAAUACGUCAUCUUGUUGGGACACCUUUAACCCAACUAUGAAAAAAACGAAAUUUUACGUCACAAAUAUAACAAGCCUAAACGUGUCAUUUACUCAAUUAAAGAAGUAUAAAAGCUACUGUGUAUUUUUGCAAGCUGUCAAUAUAAAGGGACGUGGUCCUGCAUCCGUCAGAUUCUGCAAUCAUACAGCAGAAGAUGCCCCUGAAGGCCCUCCAAGCAACGUUUCUGUAAAGCCAAGUGGUAGUAGCAAGUUAAAAGUGAUCCUGACGCUGCCUUCGGAUGACAUUGUCAAUGGAAUAAUCAAAGGGUACACCGUACAAUACUUUAAGUGCGACGGAGAUGGAAAUCGUUUGGGACCAACGAAUUCGACUGUUAUUCUCCGCAAUCCUGACGAGGUUGCUACUACCGGAUUCAUUCAAAAAUUGACAAUCUUUACCUGGUAUAAUGUGUCUGCUUCUGCAUUCUCUUCUGUUGGUAGUGGGCCAUUUGGUUUCAAGACGAUGCUUACAAGAACACAGGAAGAUGUUCCAUCUGCUCCUGUUCGCAAUAUAACACCUGAAAAGACAAGGAGCAUAAGCACUGACAUCCUGUUUCAACAGACAGCGCCAAAAGACCUGAACGGGAUAUUUCGAAAAUUUGUUUUGACACUGGUAGAAUGGAGGCGUGAUAACGUAAAGAAAAACUAUACUGUAAAUUUAUUGGCCUCAAACGUUACAUCACCCCCUGCAAUCGUACCUACAACUGGCGCAUCCACUGGUCCACUUAUGGCGAACAGCAGCGGUAAAAGCAACAUACAGAGAGCAUUCGCCUUCUUUACAAUUAACAGUCUCGAUUCAAAUGAGAUCACAAAUCUCACUUUCAAUUCCAGUUCGACCUACUUUAGCAUUGGUGUGUCAGGACUACUGCCGUACACGAUUUACGAUUUGUAUGUUUCAACUUGCACGGCUGUUGGCUGUGGGCCUUAUGGAUCAUCCACCUUCCAGACCAAUGAAAGCUUGCCCAUUGCUGCACCUGUGAUGCACUCUGUUGCGAGAAGGGAAACUCAUUCGUUGACGAUUUCAUGGGAUGAAUUAGCCAUAAUGGAUCAAAAUGGAUUGAUUGAAGAGUAUCGUGUCAGGUACAUGAAGAGUUGUGAAUACGCCCGCCUUAUUAGAAUGCCUGAAGUUGAUGACUGCGAAAGAGUGAUUUCUGAAGACAUCAAAGAGUUCCAAGUACGUACGAGAGACAGCAACGGUACCGAGCUAACCCUCUAUGACCUUGCCCCCUACACGUUCUAUUAUUGUGAGGUAUGUGCUAGAACAAGUGCUGGAUAUGGACCAUGUGCAAAUCAGACGUAUCGCACUGAUGAAGGAGUACCUGUAGAAGCACCAGCGAUAACUGACCUUUUAGCAACAUAUGGAACUUCCAUCAAUUUAUUCUGGGAUAACGUACAGCCUCCUUCGCAAAAUGGUAUAAUAAUUGGCUACCAAAUCAAAUAUCAACAAACGUCACUACUGAGCGUGUCCGAUGAAAAAUUCAACGUAAUCAAUGUGACGUCAAUUCCACCACCAAACAGUUACGAGGUGACAAAACUGGCUCUCAAGUCGAAUAAUACAUUCAAAAUAGCAGCCAUGACGUCGAAAGGAGUUGGUGUAUUCUCUAAAAAGUAUUACGGGGAAUCUGGGGAUUAUAGACAUGGCAAUUGGUCGCAAUGGUCUAACUGGAGCCCGUGUAGCAAAAGCUGCGGAGGUGGAGAAAGUAUCAUGCGCAGGGAUUGUAAUAACCCCACACCCUACAAUGGUGGUUAUGACUGUGUAGGAGUGAACAAUCGAACUAAGCAAUGCAACAAAGAGAUCUGUAGUGGAUAUUACAUUGGUGGGUUGGAACAGAGCUGCACUACAGCUUGUAGGAAUAUCUCCUUCUACUGCAAUGUGGAUAUGGUCAUGGAUGGCACCACAGCCCCAUUUGAAAAGCUGGGUGUCACGUGUACAGAUGACACUAAUGCAAAAUACAGUUCGUUGUACCAUCCAAGCCAUUCAGAUGGCAAAUGUGAAGGAUAUCAAGGCCUACCUAAAUUGUUAAACUGCACUGCCAAACCACCAGUAGAUGGGAAGACCAAACGACUUUGUGACUGUGUUUCACCUGGUGACUGUGGUUGCUCUCAGUGGGGCACUUGGAGCUUGUGUACUGUUGAAAAGUGCGGAGGUGGUGUCCAGAGUCGCACACGGACCUGCCUGAGCAAACCUUGGUGUCCGGCUGGUAGUUCGAUCCAACGCGUUGAAUGCAACACUGAUCCGUGCCCAGUUGACGGAAACUGGGGUCCGUGGUCUGCUAUUACGGCUUGCAAUAAGACGUGUGGUUAUGGCUAUAGACACCGGUACAGAAAAUGCAGUAAUCCGGCACCAGAGCAUGGUGGAACCAAGUGUCCCGGUCCGUCUGUCUAUGUUAUACCAGAAUGCAAUGUGCACGUGUGUCCAGUUCAUGGUAAUUGGGGGAAAUGGGGUGAGUGGCGCCCAUGCGAUGCACCUUGUGGAACUGGUUUAAGUAAAAGAAAAAGAUACUGCAACAACCCUUCCCCUAAGUAUGAAGGAAGAUCCUGCGAAGGUGAAGACACUGAGUGGAAGAGGUGCUCCUCUAACCCUUGUGAAGGCGUUGAGGUGCUUUUUACAAUCAAACUGACUGAUAUAGAAUGGACCUUUGAAUACAUUUAUCCUGGCAAGCAGGUGACCCAGGAGUUGACAGCCCUUUGUGCGUCUAAUGUCCAUGCGCUGUAUAAUAAUUCAGCGAUCAUCAAGAGAGUAAACAUGCUGAAUUUUGCAAAAGGAAGUGUCAUUGCAAAUUUUACGAUAUUUUACGUGGAAGUUAGGCAAGCUGAAAUUCUGCUGCUCCAGGAUUAUGUUUCAACUACAGGCAAACUCUAUAACUUGUCAACAACAGUUAAAGAAGUCAGGCCUAUACAAGUUGUCACAGAUCCACCUGGAAAUCUGAGUGCUGUCUCACACAGUCCCUUUACAAUGCAGUUGUCUUGGACUCCUCCGUCAAACAUUGAAAAUGUUGUAAAUAUCUCUGGAUAUUAUGUUUUCUACAGACAGUUUGAUAGUCCUCCAGGAAAAUGGGAUGUAGCUGGCGUUCCUGAUCUACGAAGUAAAGAUUUCACAUUAACGGAUUUGAAGGCGUUCACGAAAUAUCGGUUCAGAAUGACGCUUGCUGUCACCAGUGGCAAUGGCCCUGCAAGCGAAGAAGUCAUCAGCUCUACGAAAGAAGGAGUUCCGAGCGUUGCACCGAAAGACUUCUCUCUACUGGCUACAACUGCAUCGAAAGUUUAUGUCCAAUGGUCCAAAAUACCCGACUCAAAGUAUCAUGGCAGUAGACUCGGGUACCAAAUCAAGUACAAGCCGUAUAACAAGAAAGAUUUUGAAAUCAAGACCAUCCCGAGUUACCUAGCUGAGGUAACCAUUAGUAACCUCAGGGCUUUCACUUUAUAUUAUUUUGAAGUUGCUGCGUACACUGGGGCUGGGCUAGGACCCCCGGUGGCUGAUGUUCUCAAAACCCCUGAAGGAGCUCCUUUGAUCUCACCGCCAAAUUUCGCUAUAAAACCGAACAGCAUCUCCACAACUUCGUUGGUUGUCACGUGGGCCGGAAUUUCUGACGACGACGCGAACGGCAUUCUGCUUGGUUACAAGAUCAGAUACACAUUAAUCAAAGUAUCUGGACAGGACUCUGUCGGAGAACGAAUCACUAAAGUGAUUGAUCUUGACAGAUUUACAUUCUUAUACAAAAUAACAGGCCUCCAGAGCUACACAACAUAUGAGGUCAGUGUCUCUGGCUAUACUGGCGGCGGUGAAGGGCCCUACUCCAAACCACUAGAAGCAAGAACAUGCAAGUGUCCAAGAAAUGUGUUCCUGAAUUGGUAUUCCAAUCCACCUUAUGUUGAGGAUUCACCAAGGAAACAAAUGACGGGUAUCAUGGCCGACUUAGUCAAAAGCAUGAUCAAAUCUUCGUGUGGAGAAUGCCAAAAUGAAGAGUCCACCAUUUAUGAAUACCAGAGUUUGUCUGGAGAAAAUCCAGUGAAGAAGAAUGAGCUAGAGGUUAAAGGAUCUAUUGGUAAAGAAUUCCAUGUGUCCUUCCCCGUAUUUGGGUAUUCCAGCAUUACGCGAUACAUGGAGUACCAUGUGUUCAUUUUGUUUAUCGAAUCGCUGGGAAGUGCAACAAUCGUGAGGAAUGAAGUCGACUACGCUAAAAAGACUAUCACUGCCUUCAAAUCGAUUGUGAAUAUCUGGCCAAUGUAUUUAAUCACGUUUUUGAUCACCGGGGUGUUUGGCAUUUUCAUCUGGCAAUGUGAGCGCCAUGGGAAUGAAGAGUUUUCGCAAAGCUACAUCUUGGGUACGUUUCAAGGUUUCUGGUGGGCAUUCAUCUCAAUGACAACUGUUGGGUACGGAGAUAUAACUCCAAGAACAAUCAAAGGCCGCAUUGUUGCGAUUAUAUGGACGCUAGCUGGCCUGGUCCUCUCUGGUAUCCUUCUUGGUGCCCUGACCUCAUCGGUGACAUCAUUGACAUUGCCCCCAGAAGUCCAGCUGUAUGGAACUAAUUGCGCUGCUGUCAACAAUUCUUUCGAGUACAACUUAGGAGUGCGACGAAACAGCAACGUAAAUCCGAAAAAGCAAUACCAAACAAUAGAACAAGUUUUGGAGGCCCUGCGGAAAAAAGAAGUGGAUAUUGCAUUGCUGGAUGCGUUUACUGCCGCUGGCUUGCAAAAACGCCUUACCGCUAAAGGCCUGAAAGUUAAGAAAAUAAUCAACGCCAAUGCCGGAUACGGCAUUGUUGUGUCUAAGGAGUUUGUGAGGCUUGAAAGAGAUUUCAGGAGUUAUAUUGCGUCAAACCAAGGAAAAAUUGCUAGCUUUACAUCAAACAUGACAGCUGAACUUGAAAUUGAUAACACUCCACAAGAAGUCCCAAUGCUUUUCGACCCUUCAACUGAUAUCUUCAAGCAAAUGCUACAAACAGAGGGAAUACUUCUUGGCGUCUGUACUCUUGCUGGCCUAAUCUACACUUUCAUCCAGUUUGUGAAGAAGAGAAAAGCUAAAAUCAUGUCUCUUCGAGAGAUACAAUUGAAAAAGAUGGAGGCUUUUGACAAAUCUGUAGACGAUUUUGAAAAGCGUGUCAAUAAUAAAUUGGAUCGUUUAUCGGAAGAGCAUCGUUGUGAGAUGAAUGAACUGUUCCGGCUGAAAAAGAGUUACCAACGUCAUUUGAAACGACGGUAUCCGACUUAUAUGGAGCAGAUUAUUGGGAGCAGGUAGAUCUUUACUAAGGUCGGUGAGAUGGUUAUCGAUCUUUUAUUGAAACAAAAAAAAACACGGUCAAAAGACCAAACGUUUGUAAAGAUUCUACUUUUGUGAAUAUUUAUAAUGUCAACAAAAAUAAGUCAUGUUUGUAUAUAAUAACUUUCAGAUAACGACCUGCAAUGCAGGAAAAUUGCACUUGAAGUAAUGAAAUUACCAAAAAUUGAACUACAAAUAAACUGAAAAUUUUUAAAUGGAUAUUUAGUUUAAUGACCUUUAGAGAUGCCAAGUAAAGAGGAAGUUUGUGUCCUGCUUAAAGGCGUUCAUUAACUGAUAUAUUUACCUGGCAUUCUAAUAUUGCCUUGAGUCAUCUCGUAUACGGGGCCACAUAAGCUUGUAACGAAAACUUUUGUUAGUAGAAGAAUUCACUGAUAAAUUCGCCUCCCAUCUCUAAAACUGUCUAGAGCAAUCUUCUCUACAUGGGUAAAUAAGCUAAACAAAUGCUUUGUUUGAUCCAUAAUUCCAUUAAAAACGUGAUAGUAAAAACUUCAUACAGUAAAACAUGCGUUAAAUAAACAGUUGUCGUGUUCCAACACCAUUUCUGCAGUUAGGCCUCUAACAGACCCAUCCACACUGCGGACAUUUACUCCAUGCCCCACAGUGCUCGUCCAUCCCUCUAUCAUUUCUUUAUUUGCUGAUGAUUUAAAUACUUAAAGAAUACGUUAAAAAUAUAAAGAAUAAGUUGAGAACUUAAAAAUUAAGUUAAACAAUUGCAGAAAAAGUUUAAAACUAAAGAAUAAGCUAACGAUCUAAAAAAUGAGUAACCAGGUAUCUAUAUCCUAUUGUUUUUUAUUGUAAAUCAACAAUAUAACCUGAUUAUUUAAUAUAUUCUCUAAAACAUUUAAAAAUAAUUCUUAGCUGUAUAUCUGCUAAAUAAAUUGUCAAUUAUUACUGUUUUAUUGCCUUAAAAUAUCUGUAUAGUUUUUUUCACAGCCAAAGUUAUAAUCAUGAUUCUUGUUGCGAUGUUUUGUCGUUUUACAUGUUUGAAAUUUUCGUAUUUGCGCACGGCCUACUGUCUUCUAUAUUUAAUGUACACUGACAAAUACUGAAAAAUAGAUUUUCUACCACCA